UAUUUUAGUCAAAAUUUCGUGGUCAUUUGCGGAUGUCUGAACGACAAAUUACCACGAUUUCUCACUUCUCUGUAGCUAUAAUAAUCAAACCAGUACCAUGAUAAGGAUGACAUUAUUCUUGUGGAGCUACACAACGAGUUUCGGUCUUGGAAAAUGGCUAAAUAGACCGAUAUUGGCUGUUGAUCGUGACAAAAUAGACGUUGCUUCUAGACCCCAUGGAUAGUGAGUGAAAGAAAAACUGCCAAUCAUACUGGAAGGCGACGCGAUUUUUACUUCAUUUACGAUGCUACUAUUCCACCAAGCCUCAUGUAAUAAAUGUGGCUUUGGCGCGGAUGACGUUUCACCAGCGAUCACGUGUUAUCGACAAACUCCAAAACUCAUUGCCAUGCUAUGUGAAGAGAUUUUGAAGGAUAAACUACACACAAUGACCGCGCCGCAAGUACAGUGGAUCGGCUCAAGUUGUGGACGGCAUGGCUCAUAUACAUUCUACAAGGGCUUCAGAAUUAUCUCUGGGGAGAAAGUAAAAAAUUACUGCCUUGGAGAGUUCUAUUUUGUUCGAAAAGCCGUCAAUUUGCCGAUAUGCAUUGCAGAGCUUCAACUAAUUUGGCAUGACUCUGGAUGUGAUAGUAAACUCGCUUCCGCUAGAUUAUAUUUCAAACCCGAAGAUACUCCUCAAGGAAGACUGUCAAUACAUGGAAAGGAUGAGUUACUCUACGCGGAACAGAAGGUUGUGAUCAAAUGCGAGGACAUGUUAAGAUGGGAAUACUGUGGUCCGGACUGGCGCACGGGACUGGUGCCCACAUGCACAGAAGACCUCAUCCCGACCAACGACACACGCAUAAAUAGCUACAACUCGCAAACAGAACAAACAUGUGUGCUGAGAGAAUCUCAAAAUAUAAACAAUACAGCAGAAAAGCUGAUCAUAUUGACUUUCCAAGCGUAUUGUCGGUAUGCUUCGUUGAAAAAAAGAUUACAGGAAGGUUUAAAGAUUAGUAAGUCGGAGCUUACGGCGCUAGGAGGGAUUAUAUCUCAAGAUCGCGCCACCAGAAUUGUGUUCUGCCGAGAGAGCUUCAGCUGUACAGAUAUCGAGAGAUAUCACUUCUAUAGCGAUGCAAAGGCUCCUAUUCUCAAGGGUAGACCAAGAAAGAAAAGAAAACAGCGUUGCGCUUCCUUGGACAAAGAACUUAAACGAAAAAGGUUCCUUGCUGAACUAGAGCGUGUAAAGCAAGAUCUAUCGCAGAAAAAGGCCAAAUUCUCGGAAGACGAGGAUGGGUUUGAUUCCGAUUACUCAGAAGAUAGCUCUCGAUCCUCUGGUAGUAACGAGUCUGCUCAAGUGAACAUCAAGAGAUCGCUGAAUGGAAUUGUCCAGAAAGCCUUCGCCAUUCAACAUAUGAAGGUCAUCAAAGUCGAAAGGCCUAAUGCUUCCUCAACCCUUAUUUAUCAGAAGCCAACCGCUAAGGCACCUCCUCCGCUUAUACCAACACAGAAAGUCAAGUCUGAAGCGUAUUCUCCACCAGUAUUACAAAUUGCCAGGGUGAAACCUGAUCUCAAUCAAGCGCAUGUCGAUACCGGACCACCACCGCUCUGCUCAGUCAAACGAGUCCAGUCAUACUGCGAGAGCGCUCCCAAACUCGGAUCCGCACCGAAGCCAGUCUCUAAAUGCUCGGAGAUCUCCGAACACGAUGCAAUGACGAGCUCAACGUUGGUAACCACGCCUGUGAUAUCUGCUCCCAAAAAGCACGAGUUAACUUCGCAAGGCACUCUGGGUAGGGUGGAAAGUAUAGUUGAAGGGGAGGGGAAACUGCUCAAAUCUCGUCUUGGAGACGAGGGCGUAAAGGACCAAGGCAAGGAGAAUCUGGAGAACAAUCUGGAGAACAAUAAGAUAAAAAGAAAGCGAUUGAGACAGCCUGGAAACAUGAAGGAGUACUUGGACGAUUACGCGGAUGAGGACGAACGCUACUUCAUGCGGCUUCUUCGCGAAUUCAUGAAGUCACGGGAAACGCCCAUUUCUAAGAUCCCAGCUCUCGGAUUUAAGCGUGUCAACCUGUGGACCAUGUACAACACAACACAGCGACUAGGUGGCUACGAAAUGGUGACAUCUAAGCGUUUAUGGCGACAAGUAUACGAUGCGCUCGGAGGUAGCACCACCAUCACUAGCGCUGCGACAUACACACGGCGACACUACGAAAGGCUGCUGCUGCCAUAUGAACGCUAUGUGAGAGGGCAGCUACACAAGCCGGAAUCCUCCCCUUCCUCUCCUGAGGAUUACCCGGACCCUACAAACACUCAGUCUACCAUCGAGAACAACAACAACGAGGUUGCAUCCAGUGUUAAGGGCAGCGCUGUUGUAAAGCCCAUGGUGUCCGUAAAAGCCGAAGAGAGAGCUCCGACUUCUCUUGUAACAAGUAGACCAGGCACUGGUUUGGACAAAUCUGGUCAUCAGUCUCGUGCCACGCCUCCUGUGACCUUGUCCCUGGCUGGAAAACCUACAGUUAAGGUUGGACCAACUACGCACCAUCUUCAGGAUGUGGUUACCAGCAGUGCUGCUUCCCAAGUUCUCAAGACGUCUCUAUCCGCUCGCCCUGAGAUUGUAUCUCGCAACACUGACGCACCAGUGCUAAAAACUUUCUCGACACACAAUCACCUCGAGACAAAAAGCGCUGGCCCAAGCACAGUUUCCAAGAUGUCUUCAACAUAUAAGCCUAUAGAAACAGAUCAACGUCCCAGACUAGGAAUUUCACCAACUGCGAAAACGUGCUCGACCUCAUCAUUCAUACCCUCUGAGGUGACGUCCUGUAUCUCGGGAACACCCAAGACGUCACAGCAUCGUACGGAAAGCUGUCACUCCGGUUCACGUGGUUCCAAGAUUUCAUCACAAAAAGUAAUUGAGACGGGGCUCCGCAACACUAAAACAGCAGGGACGAAAACGUCUACGGUACCUCACAAUCAUAUUAAGCCUACUCACUACAAGGGUACAAAAGAAGUCCCCAAGAUCUCCUCAUCACAUGGUUCCCACGAGACAACACCACACAUAAACGGUGCACCAGUCUCCAAAACAUCAAACUCGACGCAGAAUUCAACUGAGGCUACAACUCGAAAAACUGGUACCCCAACCUCUAAAACGUCCUACUCAAAGCAGAGUAGGGCAGAACCCUCUACCACCUAUUCGACGUGUCAACAAGCUAGCACUGCUCAAGCGUCAGCAAUAAACGGGUCUAUUACCUCCAAGACGUCCACUGGUAACCCGUCUAUUACCUCACAGCUAGCGGCACUAAUACCUGACUCUAUCGGUACACAGCCCAGCCCUUCCCAGCCUUUGUCUAGCACUCCGCGAAGGGAGCUACCAGCAAAGACAUCGACGGAAGAAACGACCCAGAACAAAUCCUCCAUGGCGGUGUCCCCCAUUGUUCGCAUGGAGCCUUCAAGCGUCAAAUCGCUAGUGACACACGAUUCCCAAAGACUUACUCUCAUGUCAACUCAAGUAGUCUCAAGCCAAUCUGUACAGCCGGUCACAAGGGUGGAUCCUAUCGUGCCCAACAGCUCAGGUAUUUGUGAUGCUGUCAAGACUCCUAUUUCCAUUGAUAAAAGUUACCUUACCGAACAGCACAGCAAACGUGCCAUGCCAGACAGGAGCGAACCUGGUGACAUGUACUUGAGAGGGAUCCCCGAGAGGCAAGACACGGCUGAAGUGUUCAUCUAUAAAGAACCAAACAUUAGCGCGAGCCAUGCUACCAAAAGACCUGUCUCAUCUGGGCUUCAGCAGCGUGAAGACGGCUAUACCCAAUCCCGUGGGAACGCACAAGGCAGUGUAGACACCUCUGAGCCAGAGAUAAAGAGGCGAAAAGAAAGUGUUGGUGAGGAGGCUUCUCUUGAGCAGCGUGUCCAUGCCAAUGACGGAUACCACUCGCGGAAGCAACAACGGUACACUCUCAUAAACACUCAAAGCUCGUGCAGGUCACCCAGCCCAAACCUGCAGGCACAGAAGAGGCAGGCUUUUACUCCGACUUUGAGAACAGAACCUCUUGAUGCUGAACUAAAGUCACAUCGCCAGAGGCGAGACACCUACCCGUAUGAUGAUGCCUUCAACACUAGUCAUAACAAGCAGCGUAAAGGACCCUUUGAUUCACAGGCACGACCUAUGUCAACAGAAGACAACGAGUCACUGGGUCAAAGAGACCGUGGCCAGUUUUCCAAGAACUUUGACAGCACCGAUGGGCAUGUGUUUAGCAGAAAGGAGGAACCAAGGCUGAACCACGUGCUGCAUGGAGCAAAGAAGAGGGAGGAGAGACAUAGGUUGCGGAGCAGCUCCUGCAACGAGAGGGAAGAGCGAGAGUCACCCUGUGAAAUGUGUGCCCCGGUCCAGUCGCCUCGCGUUUGUACCCCACUAACACAGCCAGCGAUUACCCACACACAACAAAGCGGUGAUGUAAUUGACCUUACAGAGAACGAUAGCAGCAGGGAUGAAUCGAGCCGAGAAUCGACCCCUGAACGGGGAACACGGAAUGCGCUGCAAUCACCUGAGAGCUUCUCCUGUCAGAGAACAGAGCCGCGCAUCUUCUACAAAGCACUGCACCAGGCAUCCACAGCAGACCAUCAUCAGCCUGUUAAGCACCACAAGCAACCAGCGCUGGAAAGGGAUUCGGGAGAGGAAAUCAGUACACCUAGUAGACCUGCUAGUAAAAAGGGUGUGGACAGAGUUGCGAUAAAAGAUAGGGCUGAAGCAGAAAUAAGUUUUGGCCAAAAGCGUACCAUCGCGCAAAGCCCAGACGAGCACUUCCAGGAGUGGAGGCGUCGUCAAGGCUACCACAACCAGAAUGCUUACUACCCAGAUUACUCCCCCUCUGGAGACUCAGAGCACAGACGUAGAUCCAGCCUCUCGCGCGCACACGACUCGGACUCCCGCUACGUCUACAUCCAGGAGGACACACCCUGCGGUACCCCUCGCAUGAUAGAAGAAGUCCCUCUCCUCCUCGGUCCAGACGGACAGGUCUACUACCAGGACGACUCCUAUUACAGCCAAGUAGCCGCUGCCUACGGAGGCUGGAGCCCGGCCACUGCCGCAGAGGGGCACGGGGUGAAGCUCGACCAUGACGGUCAGUACCGCUGCGCGUCAUCAUGCAUCUUCAUGCCUUCGGGUCAGCUCUUCGCUCACUCCGUCCCGAUGGCCAUGUCACCCAUGACGUCGCCCAUGUUCGCCCCUGGACACAUGGUGCCAAGCCCCGAUGACGUCAAUAUCCACCCGCACUGCCUGAUGACGUCACCAUACGCAUAUAAUCACCAGGUCGUCGGCCAGACGCCCAUCCGCCCGCUACACUCGAACACGUGAGGCAGAUGACGACAUGGUCAAACAAAACAGGAUAAUAACAUCAAUGUCUCCCUGUACUGUCGGAUGACGUCACCACUCUUUCUUACGUUCUUAUGACAUCACUAAUACCAAGUAGUGAGUGUUAGCCUGGUUACUAGCAGUGAGCAGUGAUGACAUCACCUUUAUGGUCCCAAGGGUUGAUAAGGAUAUAGGGAUGAUGUCUUCCAGGCUCUCGGGCCUCUGUCACUGCUGGAAGCCAGCCAAAAAAAUCUCUUUAAAAUGUAUUGCACAGUCGUAAUUAGAUUGAGCUCUAUCAAAGGAUUUCACUUGACGUUUUUUUUAUUGCACAGUUUCGAUAUGUAAAUAAUACUAGCAGUGUUGAGAUCUUACAUACUGGGCUUGCUUGUGAUGCUAUGUUGUAAAUAGAUGUUUUCUUAAAGCGCCGUCUUAUCGUCCUAUGCGUCUGUAGUACUAGCCCUAUAAAGGCGACCACGACAGUUAGAAAAGGGCAGUAGCUUUGCCUUGUUCUUUGCUGACUUUGAUAAAGGCGUUAGCUUUUCCUUGCACUUUCCUGGCUUUAAUAAGGCCGUAGAUUUAUUGUACAUAUGUUAUUAUAAGAGUGUCUAUUGUUACAGUUUGUACGUCCGAGCGGUGCCGAAUUUACUACAGGAUAAGCGGAAUUCGACUGAAGGUUGUGGCAUCUACUAUUGCAUUCCACACCCUUGUUUCACCACUAAUUGAGAGGGAGGGGUGCAUUAGGGACCAAGUUAUGUUGUGGUUUAAUCAACACCGAUCGGACGACAUAAAAUGCUGUGUAAGAAAAAGUAUCUACUAUUUAUAUUUAGAUUUAUAUAGACCUAGGCUAUAGAGUAAUAAUAUAAGAUUGAAAUUAUAGAUUUAAAGGCAAUUAUUACAACACUGUUUGCUCGAGUCGGGACAGCGACGUACCGCGUCGUAAUUUCUUUGGUUCUGCCUGAGAAAUAACAGUGUUGUGGUGGGGGCCUAAGUCCUCUUAUCCGAUAUCUAUCCAAACACCUUUUUACGUCUUUAAAAAUAUUUCUUCUAUAAUAUUUCCUAGACACAAAUCAAUCCCUACUUUGAAGGGUAUGUUAAAGCCAGCAUUUUGUGCUGCUAUUUUGGUAAUCUGAUUUCCUACAUUUUUCUACUAUCGAGAAUUGAUGGUUCUAGUUUUAUAGCAAAUGUUUUGAUAGUGUUUCGUGCCAACACCAAGCUGCUGUCUCAGAUUGAUUUAAUCUGACUCAUCGGUUUGGGAGAUAUUUUUGUACUUCGCUUCUUAGCAUGUGAUCACGCGUGAUUGUACAGCUUUGGCGUUUUAGCCAUCAGAGUGAAAAACAAAUAUUUUGUAUAUUUUCAUGGAUAUGAUUAAACUAUUUUUGCAACA
Messenger RNA from Nematostella vectensis (starlet sea anemone), 6707 nucleotides. RefSeq lists its product as uncharacterized. The transcript has 8 exons. The record is from RefSeq and is a predicted model, not a curated record. NCBI's taxonomy places the organism in Eukaryota, Metazoa, Cnidaria, Anthozoa, Actiniaria, Edwardsiidae. Gene Ontology annotation, molecular function: transcription cis-regulatory region binding. Gene Ontology annotation, cellular component: nucleus. Gene Ontology annotation, biological process: regulation of transcription by RNA polymerase II. Bases 284 to 5326 code for a protein of 1680 amino acids.